AUGCAUGUUCCACCCUGUUUCUCUCUGAACUCGAUAUCGGCCGCUGACUCUGCGCAACAGAUAAUCUACCUUUCGAUCGUUGGACCUCUUAUGCUGGCAGCUGCUUUUGAAUGGGUUCUCUGGCUCGGAGCUUUUAUCUACUGCCUUAUCAAAGUUUACCACAAGGCCGAUCACUGGAGCAUCAAGGCUCUCGCAGUCGUGAUGCUCUUUCUCUUUUCAAUCCUGCGAUUAUCCUUCUUACCCGUCAUGGUGGUCACUCUCCCGCUACCGCCUCAAAUCAGCCGACACAUCCCCGAGACCAUGGCGUCAGUUUUCCAGUGGUUCGCCUUCUGGUCCUUCUCCGUUUUGCUGAUCGGUCCGUGGCUUCUCUGUGUGUACCAGCUCGUGACCAGUUCCCUUGGGCGAAAGAAGAGAAUCAAGGAGAUCUUGAAUGAUCACACCGCCCCGAAAACGGUUGUCGUGAUGCCGGUAUAUAAGGAGGAGCCUGAAGUCCUGAUCAAAGCCAUUAACUCGGUCGUCGACUGUGACUACCCGGCAGCGUGCAUUCAUGUCUUCCUCUCCUGGGAUGGGUAUGUCGUUGACGAGUCGUAUCUCCGUGUGACUCGACAUUUCGGUCUGAUGAUGGAUUCCAAGGACUAUCCCCCGAGCGUGGAUUUCGCAUACAAGGGAGCUCGUGUCACCGUGUCUCGUUUCCCACAUGGUGGCAAACGACACUGCCAGAAACAAACAUUCAAGCUGAUUGAAAAAGUUUAUGCGAAGUAUCUCAAACGCCAUGACGACUUGUUUGUGCUAUUCAUCGAUUCCGAUUGCAUCCUCGACCGGCUCUGUCUACAGAAUUUCAUGUACGAUAUGGAAUUGAAGCCUGGGAGCAAGCACAGCAUGUUGGCUAUGACAGGUAUCAUCACCUCUACCACGGAGAAGAAUUCUCUGAUCACUGUUCUCCAAGACAUGGAAUAUCUCCACGGCCAGCUGUUUGAGCGCUCGGUUGAAUCGGGGUGUGGAGCCGUGACCUGUCUGCCCGGGGCACUGACAAUUCUGCGUUUCUCUGCCUUUCGCAAGAUGGCAAAAUACUAUUUUUCCGACAAAGCUGAGCAAUGUGAGGAUCUUUUCGACUUCGGAAAAUGCCAUCUCGGAGAGGACCGGUGGCUCACGCACCUGUUCAUGAUCGGUGCUAAGCGACCAUAUCAAAUUCAGCUGUGCACUGGGGCCUUUUGCAAAACCGAAGCCGUCCAGACAUUUAGUAGCUUGCUAAAACAACGGCGCCGUUGGUUCCUGGGGUUCAUUACCAAUGAAGUUUGCAUGAUCACGGACGUGAGACUCUGGGUACGUUAUCCGCUGCUAUGUGUCGUUCGGUUCUUACAGAACACCAUCCGGACCACAGCAUUGCUUUUCUUCAUCAUGGUAAUCGCCCUUAUCACCACAUCGAAGAAACCAGAUGAACUCCCGGUGGGAUUUAUGGGCGUUUCCCUUAGCUUGAACUAUCUGCUCAUGUUCUAUUUCGGCCUUCGACUCAGGCGAUACAAAGCAUGGUUGUAUCCAUUGAUGUUCGUUAUGAAUCCCUUCUUCAACUGGCUCUACAUGGUCUAUGGGAUCUUCACAGCCGGGCAGCGCACCUGGGGUGGGCCACGGGCUGAUGCAGCCACGGCCGAUGACCAUACCACUCCUGCAGAGGCAGUUGAGCUGGCGCGUGAAAAAGGUGAUGACCUGAAUGUCGAUGUCGAUACCUUCCGUCACAGCACGAGUAUUGUCCGCCGGCGAUCAGUGCCCAUUCGGCCUUCCGAUCACAUCGUCGGUCGAUUCACUCCCUCGGAGCAGCUUCUUGAUGGUUAUUAUCUGGGUACAAAUGAGAUCGGACGUGCUCGAGCGCACUUGCCGGCUCCUGACCCUAAUGAUGCCCCGCUACCCAAUGUUCCACGAUUCCACGUCCCUGGCCAAUAUCGCGAUUCUACGGAAUCUAUUUACACCGAAUCUUCCGGUAGCGAAUCCAACGUGGUCUUGCUGCCGCAUACCAUGGACAACCUGAUGGAUGCAGACGAUCAAUGCAAACUGACUUAUGCACGUCGUCGAUAUCAGGCAGCCGCCGGCAUACCGAUCAUGGGCGCUUCCGAGCAGACUGAAGCAUGGCCCACCGUGCUCGAGCCCAGCCAAGAUGAUACCCCGGAGGCUGCCGGUUUCCACGCUGUUACCACUUUUCCGGAAGCCCAUCAUUCCCAGCAUGAAAAUCAGGUUCCUCUGGAAACGAUCCAGGUGGCCGAGCAACAAGGGCUACCACAGUGA
This is a messenger RNA of Penicillium argentinense, 2277 nucleotides long. It is a transcript of the gene chsD, whose product is annotated as chitin synthase D. Bases 1 to 2277 code for a protein of 758 amino acids. Gene Ontology annotation, cellular component: cell periphery; cell septum. The transcript has 2 exons. Gene Ontology annotation, molecular function: chitin synthase activity. The record is from RefSeq and is a predicted model, not a curated record. Lineage: Eukaryota; Fungi; Ascomycota; Eurotiomycetes; Eurotiales; Aspergillaceae.